CGGCGUUAGACGCCUCGAUGGCCGGUGCGACAGCUGCUCCCCCGGUCCCGCAGCCCGGCGCCUUUCGUCGGCUGAACGUGAAUGUGGGCGUUCUGGGCCACAUCGACAGCGGCAAGACGGCGCUGGCCCGGGCCCUCAGCACCACUGGGUCGACUGCCGCCUUCGACCGGGCUCCGCAGAGCCGCGCUCGGGGCAUUACGCUGGACUUGGGCUUCUCCUGCCUCUGCACCGAUCUGCCCCCGCACUUGGGGCCCGAGCCUGGCCAGCUGCAGCUGACCCUGGUGGAUUGCCCGGGACACGCCUCCCUCAUCCGCACCAUCAUUGGAGGUGCCCAGAUCAUUGACCUGAUGAUGCUUGUGAUAGAUAUUACGAAAGGAAUGCAGACUCAGUCAGCAGAGUGCUUGGUGAUUGGGCAGAUUGCAUGUCAGAAGAUGAUAGUGGUUUUGAACAAAAUAGAUCUUCUCCCGGAGGGUAAACGACAGGCCGCCAUUGAGAAGAUGACCAAGAAAAUGCAGAAGACCUUGGAAAACACUAAGUUCCAUGGAUGUCCUAUAGUUUCUGUUGCAGCAAAGCCUGGUGGACCAGAAGCCCCAGAAACUGUGAUUCCAAUAGGAAUUUCUGAAUUAAUUGAGGUUCUAAAGUCAGAGGCUUACCUCCCAACAAGAGACCCUUCAGGAUCUUUCCUUAUGGCAGUUGAUCACUGCUUCUCCAUUAAGGGGCAAGGCACUGUGAUGACAGGAACGAUUCUUUCAGGCUCCGUUAACAUUGGGGACAGUGUGGAGAUUCCUGCUCUCAAAGUGACAAAGAAAGUCAAGUCCAUGCAGAUGUUUCAUACUCCAGUAACCUGUGCCAUCCAGGGAGACAGGGUAGGAAUUUGUGUAACCCAGUUUGACCCAAAGCUGUUGGAGCGUGGUCUGGUCUGUACACCUGAAUCUCUGCAGACAAUUCAUGCUGCUAUCAUCUCAUUAAAGAAAAUUCCGUAUUUCCGAGGCACUCUUCAGACCAAGGCAAAGUUUCACAUUACAGUUGGCCAUGAAACUGUUAUGGGAAGAGUGAUGUUCUUCAGCCCAGCACCUGAUGACUUCAGCGAAGAGCCCCUGGAGAAUUAUUUUGAUUUUGGAAAGGAGUAUCUUUAUCAAGAGGAAUAUCUUUCCAAAGAAUCAAAGUCUCCAGAGGAGAACAAGGAGAAUGAUCAGAUUGGAGAAAGACAGCUUCCAAAACAACAAUGGGCCUUACUUGAGUUUGAAAAACCAGUUACUUGUCCCAAACUGUGCCUUGUGAUUGGCUCAAAGUUGGAUACUGACAUUCAUGCAAACACUUGCAGGUUGGCAUUUCAUGGGGUGCUUCUUCAAGGAAUGGAAGAUAAAAAUUACACAGACACAUUUCUUCCAAAGCUCAAAGUGUACAAGCUGAAACAUAAACAAGGGCAAGUGGAACGGCUCUGUGAUGACUACAGUGUGAUUGGCCGUUCGCUGUUCAAAAAAGAGACCAACAUUCAAAUUUUUGUGGGGUUGAAGGUCAAGCUAUCUACAGGAGAAGAAGGCAUAAUAGAUGGUGGCUUUGGGCAGAGUGGCAAGUUUAAAAUCCGCAUUCCAGAUGGGGUGAGGCCAGAAACAAAGGCACUUCUGACUGCCAUCUCCAAGAAGAAGCCCAAGGCAGGAAAGGGGGAUGAAAGCAACAAGGUUGACUCAGCCCAGCCUGUUCAUAUCACUCUUCUCUUUAAAAGAUACGUCUUUGAUGCACAGAAGAAAAUGAUUCAGUCUUGAGACACAUUUGAAGAGUUGUUUAAAGGCGGAACCUCAAAAUAGCUAGUAAGGCAAUUUUGUGGACUGAAGACCAUUCUGGUUGGUCUCAACUUGGCCUGCUGACACUCUCUUUUCAUCUCUCUGGUUUUGCUGUUUCUAUAUACUGUGCUGCUGGUCGAUGGCACCUGUUGGAAUUUGUUAUUUGUUUCACAGUGAAUGCAAAUACUUUUGUUUAUAUAUUUGAAUUUUCUCAUCUGUUCUGUUAGUCAGGGAUUCAGACCAAUAUGAAAUUUCAGUACUGUAACUUGAUAGGAACUCAGAAUGCAAACACCAUGCAUGCUGAAACUAAAUUAGGCAUUUAAAUUCUUUUAUGUUUAAUAAUCCAAAUACACUAUUUGUUAGGCAGGGAUUAUUUUGUAAAUGAGUUUUGUAUCUUGAGUACCAUUUAUAGCUGGCUUCAGUGUCAGAACAUCCUCAGGGAUGUACAUAAUUUCAUGGUAUAUGUUGUUAACCUUUGCUGUUUCGAGGUUUUAGAACUGCCUUUGUGUAAUAAUUUUGUGCAAGCUUUCUGAAUCUACUAACUAAUGUUUUCCUCUAAGAAAGCUGCGGAAAUAAGCAACUCAAGAACUACUGUCAAUAAGACCUGUUGAAGGUGAAUGCUAUUCUCCAUCUCAGAAUGCAUCCUAAUUGUUAUCACCAAAGUGUCAAAUUUAUAAGUAUUAAAGAAUAAAUAACUUG
Messenger RNA from Varanus komodoensis (Komodo dragon), 2483 nucleotides. It is a transcript of the gene EEFSEC, whose product is annotated as eukaryotic elongation factor, selenocysteine-tRNA specific. The coding region runs from base 18 to 1766 and encodes 582 amino acids. The record is from RefSeq and is a predicted model, not a curated record. Gene Ontology annotation, biological process: selenocysteine incorporation. Gene Ontology annotation, molecular function: GTPase activity; GTP binding; translation elongation factor activity. The transcript is spliced from 7 exons. NCBI's taxonomy places the organism in Eukaryota, Metazoa, Chordata, Lepidosauria, Squamata, Varanidae.